This is a messenger RNA of Polychytrium aggregatum, 621 nucleotides long. RefSeq lists its product as uncharacterized. Lineage: Eukaryota; Fungi; Chytridiomycota; Chytridiomycetes; Polychytriales. The record is from RefSeq and is a predicted model, not a curated record. The transcript has 4 exons. Bases 1 to 621 code for a protein of 206 amino acids.
AUGGCCAACUCGUUCAUCGGCACCAUCAUCUCGGUCGGCGACGCAGCCUCCACAGUGUACGUCCUGCAUCUGGAUGAAUGCGAUCGAGCGCAUGCCCUCACCCCCAAACGCACCGCCUCCGACAGAAUGUUUCGGUGCUCCCAUUGCGAGCUCUCUACACCGGGCCAUGGAACAGUCGACACAAGCGCCUUGGAAAGCUAUCCAACAAUCGAAUGCCGAUCCGAGGCCUGUGGCGGCUCGGUCCAGCAGGCGGUAGCUUUCUAUCGACUCAAGCUUACCGUCUCCAAGUCCGCCAGGGUGCUUCGAUUGGCGGCCUUUGAGUGCGUUGGCCGAUUGAUAGGCCUCCACCCGAUUGACUUUUUCAAGCUUGCCGCUGCGUUCCCAGGGCGUAUCGACGCGGCCAUGGAAGACUAUUUCAUCGGCCGCCACUGCCGGUUUGUGGUGCGCAAGUCUCAGAAACGACGCCUCGAAGCCGACGACAGUCCCGCUGGCGGCGAUGUCUGCAUCAGGAUUGCACUUUUGAGCGACUCGUCUCCGAUGGUCGUGGAUCGAAAUAUGGUCGACCUGAUCGAGGACUAUCGCCAGCAACAGCAACAGCAACAGCAACAGCAACCGAUGUGA